UAGGAAUUUUUCCAGUUGAAAAUGUACUCAAGAAGGAGUUAUAUGAGUUUUUCAAUAUUUUAUCAUCAUAAAUUCUGGGUUUUUAUUGCUUUUUGCAGCCAAGCAGCAUGACUAGGCUCUAAAAGAAGCUGUAGUUGUAUUUUUAUAUUCUAAAAAAAACUCCUAUAAAGUCUUUUAGCCUUUUGUCGCGAGGGUAAAGUGUCGCGAGGCUCAAGUUUCAGAGGUACGUGGAGGAGGUGCAGGAGGAGGAGGAGGAGAAGGAGGAGGAGGAGGAGUAUUCAGAAAUCAGAAUUCUCUCUUGUUCGCCGACACAUGGGGUCAAGCGAGCUGAAUGGGUUCACACUGACGGACGGGGGGCUCGGACUCGGACGCGGACGCACGCAGACGCCGAUGAGAGCGCGCGCGUUAAUUAGGAAAACCUGGUCGAGCAAUUAAGCGCGAGGAGAGAACACGCGCGAGCUGGAGCGCUGAAGGUGGGUGAAAAGUUUGUUCAGAGUCUCUAAACGAGUGAGAGAGGAGCUUUUUUCUGUCUCAUCCGGGGAUAAUUUACGCGUCAAGUCUCUCAAAGUGGGUUCCACGUAAGGAGUUUGGGAUCUGCGUGUGCCGGAAAGCGGUGAGUCGCAGCGAAAUUUCGCCUUCGUGAGUUUAAAAAGUCCAAAAGAGAGCGGUAUAACCUGUUACACUGGGGUGUUUUCAACUUUAAAACCCCCGAAAGUUACCGCUAAAGCUAUUUUUACCCUCCUGCCACAUCAGUAUGGCUAAAAUAACCCCACUCCACACUCUCUCCCCGUGGCAUUACUCUGAUUUUCCUUUGUUAUUCUAAUGAGUCCGUGUCCUAUUAAGAGUGGUUUUAACCUUCCUCCUUUAAUCCACCGCAUUUUUGUUCCCCCGCUGAAGCUUGGCAGCACUUUGUUUUCCUCCAGGAAUGCCACAAUUUCCAAAACAAUUCAGUCUGAGUCAGCAAAGCGUGUUCACCACCUCUUUGAAGCCCUUUUUCUUGAGACAGAGCAGGCACCCCAUCUGUAGGAAAACCCUCUCCGUGUUUCUCAGGACUGUACUUUCUGUGCACUGAUUGACAUUUCGAGGUGCUGUCCCUCUGCACAGAUUGCAUGGAGGUUUCAUGUGCCCUCUGUCUGCUCCCUUGAACCCUAAAAUCCAGGCUUUCUGCUUUUGGUUAGGUAGGAAUGUGAAGUCCCUUUUUUUGCUUUGUCCAGAUCCUCUCUGCCCAAAAAGCUCUCCAGCCCCCUCCAUCUCCUCCUGCAGCCCAGUGACUCCCAGGAGCAGAAAAGCCAUUAAAUCAGUUGAGCCCAUAUGAGCAAAUAAGCUACUGUGUGCAAGCUGACUUUGGUUAGCUGCUGCUGCAGAAAUGUUUGCAUUUACUCGAGGGCAGGAUGCAUGUUUGUCCAGGUCAAACCUUUGCAAAAGAAAGGAGGUAGAAGUGUGGGGUUGUAAAGCUCUUUUUGUUGGAGAAGAGACGAGUCUUUAACCUUUUAAAUGUAGAAACCUGUCAGGAGAUUCACUCUCUUUUGGAGAACUAAACACCUGCUUUUGCACAGGAAUCGAAACUUUUCGAUGAUACUUAAUUUUGGUUUUGAUUUCAAAUAAUUCAGCCGUCAAAACUUGGAGAGAAAAAUCUAAACAAGUAAUUCCAGUUAAAUUUUGAGGUCUGGUCGGUGCGAAUUGAGGUAAAUCCCUGUCUAUAUAAUCAUCUUGAAACUGUCUUGUUUUAGAUUUUGAUGUUUAUUUCUCUCAUAUCACAGAAAAAAAAAAGCUUAAGCUGAUGUAAAACAGGUAUUUUGUCAAAGUUUGCAGCUCUUGAUAUUUGCAGUAUAAAGUUGCAUGGUUAUAUUGAUGGAAAAUAAAUCAGUGUGCGUUUUAUUUCACCUCUAAAACACUAAAAAUAUCCUCAUCUGUCAUAUUCAAGAAGAAAAGGAAGAAGAGAAGAAACUUUAUUGAUCCCUAAAGGGAAAUUCAAUUUGAGUUUUCAGUUCUUCUUCUUCUUCAACUUAAUAAUACGUCCAAAACUGUCCAAAAAGGUGGCAAAGUCCCUUGCAUCCCCAAAUCCUAAACAAGAAAAGAAAAAUCACAAUAUUGCAAAAAAAAAAUGUUGAUAAUCUCCCCAAACUUCUCUAAAAAGUGAAAAAUGUAUGUCCUGAUUUUAUACAAACAGCUUGAAAAACUCAAAAAGUUCAAAACAUAGUAUGACAGAUUACAUUGUUUAUUGAAGUUGGAAUGAAACAAACUUUUUUUGCAAUAUGAACUUUAUAUUUCAGAUGCACUGUUCAGAGGCAGGAUGUGUGUUGAAAUCAGCUUUUUAUGGCAGGUUUACAUCAAAAUAGUUUACUUGCAUUGUUAUAUUGAUGGUAAUAAAUCAGUGUGUAUUUUAUUCCACCUCUAAAACACUGAAAAUAUCGUCAUCUGUCAUGUUUAAGAAGAAAAGACACUUUAUUGAUCCCUAAAGGAAAAUUCAGUUUGAGUUUUAAGUUCUUCUUCUUCUUCUUCUUCUUCAACUAAACAAUAUGUCUAAAGCUGUCCAUAAAGCUGGCCAAGGGUGGCAAAGUCCCAUACAUCCCCAAAUCCUAAACUAGUAAUGAUUAACAUGAAGAAAAUUUGAAAUAUUGCAAAAAAGAAGCUGAUAAUCUCCCAAAACUUAUUAAGAAGUGAAAAUUUUGGAGUAAUACCCGAAGGCCUGGACAAAAGAGCGGAUAAAUACCUCUUGAGUAUAUUACUCACUGUGGCCUUGAAGUCUAAAACCAUCAGAUGGUUGAAACCAGAACCUCCAUCAUACAAUACAUGGAUUCAAAUCCUGUGGGAUAUUUAUCAAAUGGAGCAGCUCACAUUUGCCCUAAGGCUUCAGAAAGCCACUUUCACUAAAAGAUGGGAACCUGUACUACCUUUGUUGCUGCAAUGACAAUAUUUAUGAUGUAAAACCCUUCGGUUGUAUAUCAAAAUGCCGUCAUCCUGCCUCUGAUUGACAUUUGUACCAGUAAUUCUAUACUCUAGAGUGGACAUUACCUAUUUAUUUGAUAUAACGAUUGUUUUUGUUUUUUAUUUCCACCUUCUAUUGUCUAUGGAUGUUUGUAAAAAUACACUUACAGCUAACUAAGUUCAAAAAAAUAAUUAAAAAGUGAAAAUUUUGAGUGCAAACAGCUUGAAAAAUUCAAAAAGUUCCAAACAUCAUAUGUCGGGUUACUUUGUUGAUUUAAAGUUGGAAUGAGACAAACUUUUUCUCAAUAUUCAGUUAUUUUUAGAUUCACUGGUCAGAGGCAGGACGUGUGUUGAAAUCAGCUUUCUUUGGUAGGUUUGUAUCAAGCAACCUUCAAGUUUACUUUUCAUUGAACUUUUGCACUUUUUGUUGCUGCUUGAAAUUGUUGACAAAAUUGUAGAUCCUAAGAGGAAUCAGUACGAUCUGAAUUCUCACCACAAACACUUCUGACCAAACCCCAAGAGUGUAGAGAAAAAACAUUUUUGACACAGUGUGAACAGCCAAAGGUGAAAUGUGUUGGACUUUUUUACAUGUUUGAUCUCUUGUGGGUCAUUCCCGGCGUCACUUUUGCUUUUACGAUUAAAUUACCAUUGUUUUGGGGUUUUAGCCAAUCAGAAUGAGAAUGUUGUGACAGACCCGGUGGCACGGGCGGGCACGGGCGGGCAUCAGGGGGCCGUGCUCGCCCUGGACUCAAAGCAAAAUUUUCUAUUAAUUUGAUUUGGUGUUUGUUUUUAUCCGUCAGAGUAGUCAUCUUCAGUUAAUCCCAUCUAUCUUGACGUGUCAAUCAAUCCAACCAAUCCAAUCGAUCGAAGGCAACGUGUUAGCGGAAGGCGGACUCGCCGGUAAGCAUUGAGAAAAUGGAUAUAAGAGGUUUUUUGUUUGUCAAAAAAAGAUGACUAACACUGAUGGGAGCAAGCGAGAAGUAGCAGCAGCGCCACACAGCGCCAGUUUUAGGAAGUUAAGCACCGAAGAUAACUGUCACACUGGUGUAAACAUUCAUGCUAGCGGAGGGAGCAGCCGGGUCUGUGUUGUGAUCAUGUUAGUCAAACAAAAGAGGGUGCCCCAGUUGGCCCACCAAGAAAAAAAGCCCAGACACGGCCCUGGAUAUUUCCUGGACUCGUCUAUCGUCUUGUUAUCAUGUCAGAUUUUUCUUUUAUUGGCUCUGUGUUGUGCCAAACUUCCUCAUUGUGGCUUUAAACUCUGAGGUGUCUGAUAGUUUUGUUGAAAUGGUCCAAACCCGAGUUAGGCCGAGUUAAACGGUCUUGUUUUGGCAGUCCUGUUUCCUAUUUUCACUUGUAUGCAGAUAAGUUUCAGAUUAGCGGUCGGGCUGGUUGGUGAGGAUUUACGACUGGAAAGAUGCUUUAUGGUCGGUGCGAACGGGGUCAUGUCCUCGAAACGAGGCUUUGACUGAGGUUUGUGAAUAUCGUAUCACUCUGAAACAUUACACUGUCAUCACUAGGUCGGAUGAUGUUUAAAGGGACAGUUCGUCUUGUUUGACGUCAGAGGGGCUUUAAAUUUUAAACCUUCGGGUAGAGACGAUGUGGGAUCAGCCUCCUUGUUGGUUUGUUUGUGUUUCGAAGUGUUUCCUCCAUGUUUAUGCGCUCUACACCCCUGAUUUAACACCCACAGUCGACCAUAUAGGUGGGGUUUGUAAUUGCAUGUUGGGGUAAAACAGAUGUCACCUCCCAGCUGUGCUCGUUCCUGCCUUUGAGCUUCCACCAGGGUCACAAAGUUGGCUCUUUUCUCAGGCAGUUCACCCAGAAGAAGCAGCACAGGUCAAAGUGUAAUAAGUAGACCCCUUUUUCCAAGUGUGAUAAGUGGUCGAUUUUAUGGCGAGGACUUCUCAGAUCUGAGAAACGUCUCCAGGCCCCAUAAUUUCCCUGUCUGGAUCUCGCCAAGUCAGGCCAGCUUCCAGCAUGUUAUCAUAGUUUUGGUUGAGCUGUCGAGCCUCUGAACUUUCACCAUGACGGCUCUGGUUUUGGGGAGAGCAUUUUUCUGGUCAGGCUCGGGCAAGUCAGCCUCUCCGAAGUCGUCAGAAGAUGCCAGCUUCGGAGAGAGGAAUGGAUGAGUAACCUGGCGAGGGAGGGCCGCACAAUAGCGCACUAAUCUGAAGAGACAUGCCUAAAGAUGCUUGUAAUGGCAUAAGCCUUUUACUGAUGAAAUGAGUCAUGAAAUUCUGGUAAUCUUCCGUGUUACACCCUUUUUUUGAAAAAUGAAAUUUAGAGAAGAUGCGUCCAAGAAGCUGUGGAGUCAAAGUCUUAGCAUUGGUGUUCAAGAAAUCAAGUUGAUGUUGCGUGAAUGUCAGGAAAAAUCAUGUUUUUGCUUGUUUCGUCGAGGGAAUUACCCAUGUAGAGGUCUAACCGAAGAAAUAUGAGGUACUUUUUACAGAUUAAGUGCUGAAUUUGUUUUCUGACAGAGCUAAUUUAGACCCAAAUCCAAGGAGAAGUGACUUUAUAGAGGUCACUGAAGGUAAAAAGGACCGCUUUCCGUCCUUCUUAUUAUGUCACAGUCAUGUAAGUUUAUCAAAUACCUGUUUUAAAGUCUUUAAAGGGAUAAUUCCUGGCAAGGUGGCAGGAAAUAAACUCCUAAGCCUCAUUCAUAAAGCCGCAGCAGGUCCCCUCACAGCUAGCUGCCACUUGUCGGCUGAUGCUUUUGAUGUUUGAUUAAGCGGCUCGGGCUCUGAAUGGCGAGGAGGUGUAAGAGCGAGGAGGGGGCGCAAAACUGUCACUAAGGCUCGAUCGCAGAGUGCAGAGUGGUUUGCACACUGCUAAAAAAAGGGGUAAAAGCAAGAUAAAAACCCAAUAAAUCUGAGGAAAAAUGUACUAAAAACAAGUGAAAUUAUUUGUCCAUGCAGCAAGGUAAUUUCACUUGACAAUAUUUCUUGAAUUAAGAUGGUUAAAUCUAGAAAUAAGCUUGUCUACAAUGUAUUUAGAAGGCUUAAAAUAAACCAAAAAUGCUGGUUUUAAGUAGGGCAACUUUAGCCCGUUAGAGACUAAUCGGUAAUCGGCCAAAACUCGCCGAUUUUCGCCGAUAUUUUCAGAAAUAAAAUGCUGAGAAUAAGACUGGGUUCCCCUUCGAAAAUGUUCUGCCAUUUUAAAAGUUCCCAGAUUUAUCCAGUAGAUGGCGCAGUGACCUGAUGACAAUCCUUAUCCGCUAACUACCAGACACACAGUAAAGCAGAGACAGAUCUGAAGCAGGAGGCUCACGAACGCACGAGGAAAGAGUGGUCUGCCUGAACGGUAAAUAAACCAGGUUGUGAAGUACACAAUAAGUCAAAAAGUUUCACUUCAUCCCACUUUACGAUGUUCCCUGCUGUGCUGGUCUCGGACAUGCCGAGUUAUCGGUGAAGCACCGUGUAAUAUGCAAGCUAAAGUUAAGAGUUCUCCACGUGCUGUUAGCUUUGAUACACUGUUAGCCGUGCCAGUAACGGUAGAAUAAACAACAGUAGAGCUACUUUUCUUCUCAUAGUGACGCAGCUGCAUGUUUCCAGAUGAGACCGGACCGAAAAUGUGUAAAUUAAUGUGUUAGAGAAGACACGGAGGCAACGCACCGAUCGGCGGCGGCGGCGGUGGGGGUCGGGGGGUAGUUGAAAAUUUCUGGUCCGAGUUUCAUCAGUCGAUGUUCCUGUCGGCGUGUAGAGCAGAAGUCUACAGUAUGUCUACAGUACAUAGUAUACUGUAGAUAUCUACAGUAUAUAUGUUUUAUAACUUGAUAAAAAAAAAAUUAAAAUGGCCGAUUGAUCGGUAAUCGGACGACCCCCCCCCCCCCAAGUUUUUGCGCAUUCUAUAAGCAUAGAAUAAGUAUAAAAUGCUGGUUUAAGAUUAGAUUACUUCAAAUUUAACUUUUACAGCCGCCAUAAUAAGAAAAAUAUACUAAAUAUUAGCAUAAAGUAAGCAUAAAAUGCUGGUUUGAAGAUCAGAUCACUUGAAAUUUAACUUUAACAGCCCUUAAACAAGUGAAAUGUACCUAAUAUAAGUAUAAGGUAAGGAGAAAAUGCUGGUUUUAAGAUGAGAUAACUUAAAUUUUUACUUUUUUACAACCUCGAAAUAUGUCAUAUAGUAAAAAUAAGCAAUUACAUAUUUUGUUUUCUUACUUUUCGCAAAUUAAGAUGAUUAGUCAAACAAAUAAUAGAAAUUUAGAGAAAACAUACCCAGUAUUAGUGAAGAAUGACUAAACUCCGUUUCAAUCCAAGCAGGCUGAUCUUGAAACAAGGCUUACUUAAUCUUUAAACAAGAUUCCUUUUGAUGAGACUUUAACUUAUUUUAAGAUUUCCUGCCUAUUUGAAACAAAAAAAUAAGGUUGUGCUUGAUAUAAGAUUAAAGUGUGAAGUUAAACACUUAAAAUAAGAGAUUAAGUCUUAAAACAAAACAAAUUAUCCAACACUUCUAAAUCCAAGUUGUUUUUUUUUGUCUUGUAAGAGCCAAAUAAUUUGCAGUGCACGUGGAGACCUGCAUGUGUCAGAAACCUGAGUCUGAUUAAAACCAAGAAUGUGGAUGUUUAUUUGUCUGACCUGGCAGACUUGCAUGCAAGAUCGUAUCAUGGGAGGUGAACCUGCAUGUGCAAACUUUCAUGAAUGAGGAGAUUUGAGGAUAGAUUACUGAUUUUUCAGGUAGUGAAGUGUCUUUUAAAAGAGGUGACUUUUGGAAAUGCCACUAUUUUUGGUUCUAAAAGUAAAAAAUACAAAAUUGUGCAGUUUAGUAUCACAGAAAACAGAUAAAAAAGCUCAUUUCUGAUGUUUAAAGUUGGAGAAGUUGUUUUUUUGAUCGUCUCAAGCAAUUAUGAGCAUAUGAGAACUUGAUAAACAUGAGUUUUAACUGACAUUUUAAAAUGUGAUUUCAGCUGAAGGUUAUUGAUAACUGACUGACAACUUGGCAAAUUUAUAGCAGCUAAUAUUUACACAUCAAAGUUUUUUUUGCUACUGAGGGUGUUAAGUACUUGUAACAACAAGAACGAGGAGAUAAUUAACGAGGUAUCUGACUUUGGGUGUUGUCCAAAAUGCUCGAUUUCAACACCACAACCACAUUUAUUAAGAACAGGGGCGUGUCUGGGAUAUUUAUGGAUUAUCCAAACCCAACUGGCUGUGCCAAAUACUUGGUUCUGAUUGGCCAAAAGCCCAUCUCAGUGGUGAUUAAUUAAAGAUAACAGAUCGCCUGUUGACACUGUGGCAGAAAUGUGAGUUAUGGAUAGUAUUUAUAAAUAAUUAAUUUAUUAGUCUCAAAACUUUAGAUUGGUAGUAAAGAGUUGCAGAGAAAAGAAGACAGUGAGGUAUAAAGUUGAGAGCUGGGUGAAAGACUUCAAACAAAUGGAAGAAAACUCAAGAAAAGAAGGAAAAUCUCAGCAUGGUUUUGGUUUAAGCUGACUUGGAGAGAAGAAAAUCCUGAUAUACUUCAAAAAUUACAAUGAGGAGGAUCUUAGAUGGGUGCUGUUAUCCAUUUCUGUUAAAGAACGGCAAUAUAUUGACCAAUUGAAUUUUAACCUUAAUUUGACCCACAAGUAGGCUAAGCUUGUCUAACAAAGGGGACAAAGCAUCAAAAGUCUAUUAAGUAUAGUCUGAUUGUAGUUGUGAUAUUGUGUAGAGAGAGUCUAGUGUUCAAUUUCGCAUUACCACCUGCUUUUAUACAACAUAUCUGACUCAAAGGAGAAUUUUUAGCACUUAGUAGUAAAAUUAACAUGAACGUCUGAAGGUUAAUGCUGUUAGCCGACGUCUUUAAUGCAUCAAAUAAACAUUAAAAUGAAGAGAAUACUCGUGGUUGUUUUUCCUCUUUUUUUUCCCAGAUCAUCCUUGUAAGCACAGUCGACACUUUGCUUUUUUUCAGCUGUAACCUCAAGAAAAACAGACAGCAGUAAAGCUGUUCAAAAGGCCAUGUGUUUGCAAUACGGCGGUCGGUCAGUGAGCUAUAAAAAGAAAAAGGAAAACAAAAACAGGCAUAAUAGGAUUUAACUUUUCCGUCUCUCUCUGUUUUUCCUCUCUGCAGAGCUGGUUUAGCUCCCCGGUCACCUCAGAACCAUGAGCUGGAGCUUCCUCACCCGCCUGCUGGACGAGAUCUCCAACCACUCCACGUUCGUGGGGAAGGUCUGGCUGACAGUGCUCAUCAUCUUCCGCAUCGUUCUGACGGCAGUAGGAGGCGAAACGAUCUACUACGAUGAACAGAGUAAAUUCGUCUGCAACACGCAGCAGCCCGGGUGUGAGAACGUGUGCUACGACGCGUUUGCGCCGCUCUCACACGUCCGAUUCUGGAUCUUCCAGGUGAGACGCAGGACCGCUCUCCACCUUUUGUUCUCAUCGUGUUCCAGAAAGAUUAACCUUCGCUUUUUUUCGUCCAGGUAAUCCUGAUCACAACCCCCACCAUCAUGUAUCUGGGAUUCGCCAUGCACAAGAUCGCCAGGAGCGAAGACACCGAGUACCGGCCCAUCAGGAAGCAGAAGAAGAGGAUGCCCAUCGUCAGCAGAGGGGCGGUCCGAGACUACGAGGAGGCGGAGGACAACGGAGAGGAAGACCCUAUGGUUGCCGAGGAGAUCGAACUGGAGAAGGCGGACAAAGCAGAGAAAAGUAAGAAGAACCGAGCAGGUGAGAAGUCCUUUUUGUGCGAAAACAUCAGAUCGUAACUUCCUUAUUUUUUUUUUUUUAUGAAGGUGCAGAGAAAAAGCACGAUGGUCGCCGGCGGAUCCUGCGUGACGGCCUCAUGAAAGUCUACGUAUGCCAGCUGCUGUGGCGCUCUGGCUUUGAGAUCGCCUUCCUCUUCGGUCAGUACAUCCUCUACGGUUUCAAGGUGAUCCCCUUCUACGUCUGCACCAAAUCGCCAUGCCCACACACCGUCGACUGCUUCGUGUCCCGUCCCACCGAGAAGACCAUCUUCCUGCUGGUGAUGUACGUGGUGUCCUUCCUCUGCCUGCUCCUCACCGUCUUCGAAAUGAUCCACCUGGGGAUCGGCGGCAUCAGGGACACCUUCCGCAGGAGAGCCGCUCUCACCUCCCGCGGCUCCUCCCGUCCCUCUUCGUCACGCGCGAUGCCCACAGCUCCACCAGGAUACCACGCCACCAUGAAGAAGGAGAAGCUGAGAGGAGACAUGAGGGAUUUGCCGAUGGGAGACUCAGGCCGGGAGAGCUUCGGGGACGAGACGCAGUCUUCCAGGGAGCUGGAGCGGUUGAGGAGGCACCUGAAGCGGGCGCAGCAGCACCUCGAUCUGGCGUACCAGGUGGACGAAGGAAGUCCUUCACGGAGCAGCAGCCCUGUGGUCAACACGGCUGCAGAGACGGCGGCCGAGCAGAACCGACUCAACUUUGCCCAAGAGAAGGGAGAGACCAGCGAGAAAGGUAAGACACCCCAGAAAGACAAGAAGAAGAGACGAGUCCUGGUGCUAAACAAUAGAUGUUAGAAUAGAUGUGUGCGGAUUGUAAAGUGUAUUUAUGGUCACAUGUGUGCAUAAAAAAAAAAAAAAAGGGGAGGCAACAAAUGUUUUUUCAUGUAAAUACUUCUGUGACAGACAUUCACUCUCCGUAAGCUGGAAUAGCAUCAACAGUGCGGUUAAACCGAUUUGGCACCCUCGCCAUCAACAUCAGGUGUUAAACAAGGGACUGUCAACAAAUUACCGGUUGAUGUUCUCAAAAAAAAGUCUGUUUCCCUUCAAUAACUUCCAUUUCAUGUGACCAAUUGACCUAAAAUUGAUUUCAAAUAAUAAUACUUAUGUUGACCCAUAAGAGAAACAUUAUUUGAUCAAUUUUCAACUUGAAAAAAGUGUGAAAGUUGGUGUCAAACCCUGUCUUUGCACUCUAAAAUAAUAUGCAAACCUUUAAAAUCGGUCCAAACGUUAAUAAAACAGAAGUUGUAAAAUAGUUGAAAGUUUUUAUGUCACCAUGAAUCCAAACGACUGAGAUGACCUUCUCUGCUGAUCCAAAUGAGAGGAUAGAAGCUCCAAGCUUUUCUGACCCUGUUUGAGACCUUUUAUGAUCACUUUUUAGACUCCCGAGUCACCAAAAUGCAUCUGAAAACGCGACUAAAACGAGCUCAAACACUUUUCGAAGACUUCGUCCAGGUCUGGAUAUUCCUCUUGAUUUUCUGGCGGAAACAUCAGGAAGCCCGAAAUAUUGCCAACCUAUAAAAAUAGUUUUUUCCACGAGUCAUGUUUUGCAUCAUCGUACAGUUUUAUUGAAUUGAUGUAAGAAAAUAAACUUUACCGCUCAGAGUAAGUCCUUUAAACCUCCACAUGUGACUCUUUUCCAUCACUAAGAUUUUGUGAAUCGACUCAGACCUCAAGUCAGCGCACGUCAUCCUCUCCACAGAGGAACCCUUUCUUUAAAAUUUCAGGUUUGAAGCGAGCAAACGUGCUGAAUAUCCUUCUUGUUUUUCUCUUCCUCCCCCAGGAAUACGUGCCUGAGCGUGCUUCCCGCCUCAAACGUCUGCGCCUCCAUUCCUACUGGCCUUAAACACAUGGGGGAAGCACAUAUGGGAGUGCAGUCAGACCACUGAGGGAGACCAAGAGUGUGUGUGUGUGUUUGAAUGUGUGUGUGUGAGUGUGUGUGAGUGUGUUUGAGUGUGUGUAUGUGUGAGUGUAUGUGGAUGAGAGAAACGUGCCUUCCAGUAUUAGGGGUCGGCCCGAAAGCUGACCGAGGUUCAUCUCUUCACGACUGUAAACUUGAAAGCCUGCCACAUCUUCAGUUUCUACUCGCAGACCGACGUCUAAAAACCUCGACCGUGCCUUCACUUCAAAAUUCGUCUACACCCUUUUAUUUUUUUUUUCCUGAACGCCCACUCUAUGUUUUUGUGGCCAUGCUGUAAUCCUCCAUUUCAGACCUCGCAUGGAUUAUGGAAAGCUUUAAACUCCUCCGGCCGAGUCUACCCUUGUUGUCCUCCGCACAAAAAAAAAAAAAAAGAAAAAGAGUGGCUCUUUUGUUUAUAAAAAGUCCCGCAUGUUGGCUGCGCAGCGGAUCUCCAACAACACAGCCUGGGGUUAUGUCGUGUCUGAAGCACGUGCAGUAGGAUAUUUUCUUUUUUUUUUUUUUUUCUUUUGCAACCACGGCGGCUUAACCUGUACUAGACAGGCUCAUUUCUCAUUGCUUAAGUCAAACAGAUUUGAUACUAGGGAUUAUUUUUGUUUAAUAGCGAGAAAAACACACACCAGACAGAUUUCGUCGCCUGUUCGUUCGUUCAAAUCGGCCAAAAUGUUUACCUGGGAAAUGCUUGAAUUCUUUAUCGACCGGAAAUGUUCCAAGAGGUUUCCAAGAACCCACUUUUUUGGUACAACUAAUUCAUUUACUUUCCUUUUUCUUCGACCAAAGCUCUUGAUUUUUGUUUUUCCUUUUUUCUAGAUUAGAAGGAAGAGUUGGCAUCUUGAGCGCCACCUGUUUCACAUGACUGCUGAAAAAUAGCCUCUUGGAGUUUAGUCAGCCUUUUCUUUUUUUUUGUUCCAUCUCUGAUUAAUGUACAAAACAAAUGAUUCAUAAUGUUAGUGCAGAAAGUUUCAAAACUAUCACUUUUUCUCUUGGUGAAACAGCUGAAAACAUCUGUCUCCAGGGCGACCGUCAACAAAGACAUUUCCAACCUUGUCUUUUCGAAUUUACAUUUUUCUCCAGUGAGACAUAUUUUCCAUCCUUGACGUGCGCCACUGCCCCUCCGUCGCGCUCAAACACGGGCGCUGCAGCUUUCAAGCAUCCGGGGGGAACGGACAAAAAAAUCGCUGAGGAGGGGAUGACAGUUGGCUGCUGACGCACAGCCCUGCGCCAUGUAAACACACACACAAUCUCCAUUCAUCAUGAGACUUUUGUUCUAUCGUUCUCUCCGUGUUUCGGUGUUCUCUGGUUUUAUGGUCUUUGGCUGGAAUAAUGUUACUGCAGAUUGCCAAAGAGUUGUUGGAUGCUGUAUUUUUGUAAUCAUCUCAAGUUCAUGUUUGCUACUUCAUACAAGGUACGACGAUCCAGUUCGGAUAUGGUACUUUUUUCAACGCCUUUUUUGUUUUUUCUAUUGUAAGUUUUUGUAGUUUUUGUAACUGUAGAGAUUAUUUUGUGUUCAGAGAAAAUAAAUAUAUUUGAACGUUA
Messenger RNA from Xyrichtys novacula (pearly razorfish), 13018 nucleotides. NCBI's taxonomy places the organism in Eukaryota, Metazoa, Chordata, Actinopteri, Labriformes, Labridae. The record is from the annotation of a GenBank genome assembly.